Micropterus dolomieu (smallmouth bass) is the source of this 3004-nucleotide messenger RNA. RefSeq names its product gamma-aminobutyric acid receptor subunit beta-3-like. The transcript is spliced from 10 exons. Bases 342 to 1865 code for a protein of 507 amino acids. Gene Ontology annotation, biological process: signal transduction; nervous system process; chemical synaptic transmission. Lineage: Eukaryota; Metazoa; Chordata; Actinopteri; Centrarchiformes; Centrarchidae. Gene Ontology annotation, molecular function: neurotransmitter receptor activity; GABA-A receptor activity; extracellular ligand-gated monoatomic ion channel activity. Gene Ontology annotation, cellular component: neuron projection; GABA-A receptor complex; membrane. The record is from RefSeq and is a predicted model, not a curated record.
AGCAGCAGCAGCAGCAUCCCUGUACACCCUCCUCAUCAAUAUGCGCUUCAGCUCCUGAAUGUAAGAGCCUCUUAUUGCACAGUCAGAGACGGCAAAGAAGAGCGGAGCCAGUAUUCACGCCGGGGAGGCGAUGUCAGUGCAUAUUUCAUAUCUGACUCCCUCCACAGCAAGCUGCUGACUUUUACCCCCCUCCUCAAGCGACUUUCUCCUUUUGGGCAAUCAAUGGAUGUACUCUGAUUUGGAGAGCGUCCGGAACCGUCUCGACUGUUGAUUGGGGGGCUCUUUGCUGUUGCUGUGGUUGUAAACAACGAGAGAAGAGGGGGGGAAAAGAGGAAAGGGUGAUGUUUGCCUUGCACAGGGUUCGUCAAUUUCGCGUCUUGUCCGCGCUGGUUGUCGGUUCGAUUGUGUGUUGCGCGAAAAGCGUCAACGAACCGGGCAACAUGUCUUUCGUGAAGGAGACGGUGGAUAAACUACUGAAGGGAUAUGAUAUCCGACUGAGGCCGGACUUUGGAGGGGCCCCUGUUGCAGUGGGGAUGAGCAUAGACGUGGCCAGCAUAGACAUGGUGUCAGAAGUCAACAUGGACUAUACGCUGACCAUGUAUUUCCAACAGUACUGGAGGGACAAGCGUCUAGCCUACAUAGGAAUUCCUCUCAACUUGACCUUGGAUAACAGGGUUGCCGACCAGCUGUGGGUCCCUGACACCUACUUCCUCAACGACAAGAAGUCUUUCGUCCACGGAGUCACAGUCAAAAACCGUAUGAUCCGCCUGCAUCCAGACGGAACCGUUCUGUAUGGCCUCAGGAUAACUACAACAGCAGCGUGUAUGAUGGAUCUCAGGAGGUAUCCCCUGGACGAACAGAACUGCACUCUGGAGAUAGAGAGCUAUGGCUACACCACAGAUGACAUCGAGUUUUACUGGAAAGGAGGCGAGUCGGCUGUAACGGGGGUGACAAGGAUUGAGUUGCCUCAGUUCUCCAUUGUCGAUUACAAGUUGGUGUCCAGAAACGUAGUCUUUUCCACAGGUGCCUACCCUCGACUGUCUCUGAGCUUUAAGCUGAAGAGGAACAUUGGCUACUUCAUCCUGCAGACGUACAUGCCAUCGAUCCUGAUUACCAUCCUCUCCUGGGUCUCCUUCUGGAUAAACUAUGAUGCGUCAGCAGCCAGAGUGGCUCUAGGGAUCACCACGGUGCUGACAAUGACCACUAUCAACACCCACCUGAGAGAGACGCUACCCAAGAUCCCCUACGUCAAGGCCAUCGACAUGUACCUGAUGGGCUGCUUCGUCAUGGUCUUCCUGGCCCUGCUAGAGUACGCCUUUGUCAAUUACAUCUUCUUUGGAAGGGGCCCUCAAAUGCAAAAGAAGCUAGCGGAGAAGGCAGAGAAGGCCAACAAUGAGAAGGCAGCCAAGUACGACGCUGCGAGGGAGGCAGGUAGUAGGACCGCAUCCCUAAAACGGUCCAAUCAGGUUAAAGGUCUUCGCCACUCACGCUCGGCGGAACCGCAAAGCCACGGGAACAUCCUGCUAACCACCCUGGAGAUCCAUAACGAAGUGGCGGGAGGCGAGAUCACCACCAGCGUGGCGGACAUUAGGAACUCUCAGUCCAUGGUGCAGUUGGACAGCACGGCCUCGACGCACAUCCAGUACCGCAAACAGAGUGGCGGGGUCGGCCCUCGCUCCGCCAGCCGCCACUCCCUGGACCGGUCCACCCAGAUAAAACGCAGCCGUCUGCGGAGGCGGUCCUCGCAGCUCAAAAUCAAAAUCCCCGACCUAACGGAUGUGAACGCCAUCGACCGUUGGUCACGGAUCAUCUUUCCCUCCGUUUUCUCACUGUUCAACCUCAUCUACUGGCUCUACUAUGUCUGAUUGGACUGUUUUGUUAAGAUGUUAGUUGUUGUUUGUUUGAUUCUUUUCCCAUUUUGUUCUCUUUCUUCCUUUUUUCUGUUGCUUUUAUACAUGAUGGAAUAUGUCGAGUUAAAGACUGCAACACUACAAGACAAAAAAAAUUAAAAAAAACAGACUGAGAAAAGACUACUGAGUUUUGGACCAAGUUCUCGUCAAAAUUGUUUUUAUAUUUGCAGUCUUUGAAUCCUUAGUACCAAGUUCUUUUUAUUUUCUAAAGUAUGUACUGUAAUUGGGACUUGUGAUAGUCAUUUCCCAACAUUUGCCCUCUCAGUAAUGUGUAAAUAGAGAGAUACGAAGCCAGCAAUUGAAUAACUAAUACAGUAUUUGCAAAAAAACAAACACAAUAGCAGUUAACGCAAGAUUUUUUCUAAUUAACAAAAUAAUUAAGAAAACUUUAUACUACACAGGUGGUCAGAUAAAUGCAGGCAAUUCCUAAAAGUCCAUUAAACAAAAUAAUGUAUGUUUGAGUGGUACCCUAUGCACUAUUAAUGCAUGUAAUGAUCAGCCAUAGUAGAAAAAUAAUGACUCCUUUUUUGCCUUGGGUUAUUUCACAACUUUACAGAAGAAAAUACUCUGAUUAUGUGUUUGUUUAUAGUGUUGAUAAUUUACAGUAUACUUGCUAUUAACUAUAUCAUGGCAUUGAUCUGGUAAACCUUUACCCAAACAAUAAUUUAAAGUUGAGGAUUCUCUCCUCUGUUCAGGAUGAUUGUGACUCAGGUUCAGAGUUUUUUGCUAUUUGGCAUCUUUUUCUUGACAAAGAAAAGUGUCACUGAAAUAUCCUUUGUGGUCAUUUGAUAAGUGGAGGUGGGGGGAAAGCACAAAUAUGAAUGAAACUGCCAUUUUACCUACCUAUUCUACCUUCUGGCAACAUCGCUUCAAGUGAUAGCAUGACAGAAUUGCACUCAAAUUUAUCAAACUUCUUCUAAAAACUGUCUUACUUUAAUUUAAAACAACUGCCAAGGGCCUUUUGGGCAACAUGGUUACUCAACCCAUGAAAUAUUAUGAUAUUUUUGUACUCUGUGUCUUCAGGUAUUCAUUUGAUUUCCUAACCCAUCUUGUUGAAUUAUUAUUAUUUUAUUUUUCGCUCACACUAACUCUGU